AUGGCGGCGGAUCUAAACCCGGACUGGUUGUCCUCCCUUCCUUCUUCUUGGAGUUAUGGGGUAACUCGGGACGGACGCGUGUUCUUCAUCAAUGAAGAAGCAAAGAGUACAACCUGGUUACAUCCCGCUACUGGAGAAGCCGUUAUUACUGGGCAUAGGAAAACUCCAGAUUUACCAACGGGAUGGGAAGAAGGAUACACAUUCGAGGGAGCCCGUUGCUUCAUCAAUCACAAUGAGCGGAAGGUGACUUGUAAGCAUCCUGUCUCAGGUUUACCCUCCCAAGACAACUGCAUCUUCGUCGUCAACGAACAACCUGCACCAAAAGCUCCAGUGAACAAGAAAGACAGACCUACGAGCACCAUGAGCGAAGCCUCCAACUACACUGGCGGAUCAGACUACACCACCCACACUGGCAGCCCCACCUCCAGACCAUCAAGGUCUUCAAAAAAAGUGCAUAAUUUUGGGAAGAGGUCUAAUUCCAUAAAGAGAAACCCCAAUGCUCCAGUGGUGAAGAGUAGCUGGCUUUACAAACAGGACAGCACAGGGAUGAAGAUGUGGAAAAAGAGAUGGUUUGUGCUUUCUGACAUGUGCCUCUUCUAUUACAGAGAUGAGAAGGAGGAAGGGAUUUUGGGAAGUAUUCUCCUGCCCAGCUUCCACAUAUCCAUGCUGUCUGUGGAUGACCACAUCAGCAAAAAAUAUGCCUUUAAGGCGACACACCCAAACAUGCGGACAUACUAUUUCUGCACUGAUACUGCCAAAGAAAUGGAGUCCUGGAUGAAGGUCAUGACAGACGCAGCGUUGGUCCACACUGAGCCAAUUAGGAGAUCGGAAAAGGUAAAGGUAGACCAGCGUGGGCCUCAGGAGAUGAACAACAUGUUAAAUCACAGGAUUCUGACCCCACCUGAGAUCCAGAACAAUGAGAGAAACCGUGAGACACUCCGCCUGGAGGAGAAAAAACAAAAACGCCUGGAAAAGCAGCACAGCAUACAGCAAGAGAAAGACAGGAGUUCACACCAUAAGGAACCAGAAAGAUACACACUGCAGAAAGAUGGAGAGACUUACACUUUACGAAAAGAUGGCGAAAAGUACACUCUUCUGAAAGAUGGGCAGAAGUACGCUCUUCAGAAAGAUGGAGAAAGAUAUACGUUACAAAAGGAUGGAGAAAAAUAUGCCCUUCAGAAAGACGGAGAGAGAUUGUUACUUCAGAAGGAUGGACAGAAGUACACUCCACAUAAAGACCGAGAGCAACACACACUCCACAAAGACAGGGAGAAGUAUGCCCUUCACAAAGAAAAUGAGAAAUACUCCGUGCAAAAAGAUGGAGGGAGAUACACUCUUCCAAGAGAGGGAGAAAAGCACGCCCCACAGAUGGACGUAGAGCAUCAGAACCUAAAGGGUGAUAAAUAUGGUUUCCAGAAGGAAGGUGCUGUGGAGAGACCACUCACCAAGAUCAACAGUAUUAAGCUUCAACCUGCCCAGGCUGCAGCCAUUGCUGCGGCCGUGUCCUCAUCUCGGCAGCUCCAGAGCGCCGCCUCAGCUCAGUUAGGACAUUUCAAACCCACCCAGGCCAAUGGGUCUGGGGAGCGGAGCCCAGGGGAGCUGGGGAGCUCCCUGCCCCAAAGAACAGGAAGUAAUGCACACCCUCCUGAGCAAGAGAGGACCCUGAGUAGAACUGAAUCCAUACAACAGCAAGACAAGUGGAUGAGGACCCCACGCACACGAAGCUCAGAUGAUGAGACCAGAAGUAUCACCUCCUACCAGACCCUGCCCAGAAACAUGCCAAGUCACCGGGCACAGGUUGUUCCACGUUACCCAGAGGGCUACCGGACCCUCCCACGCAACAUUCUACGGCCAGACAGCAUCUGCAGCAUAUCUGCAUCUGUGUACGAGAGAGCGCUGGGUCCAUCAGCCACAGCAGCAGAAAAGCGCCGCUCCAUGCGUGAUGAUACCAUGUGGCAGCUCUAUGAGUGGCAGCAGAGGCAGGCCCAUAGUCGCCAUGGUUACGGCACUCUACCAAGCCCCAAGACGAUGAGCAACAUCGCUGAGCAUGCCACCCACUCUAUCCCCACAUCCCCUUCCCAUGGCUCCUUAGCCCACUACCACACCUUCUCUCCCAACCGGCCUUACAACUCUGCGUCCCGCUCUGAGGUGUCCUCCCCUGUGUUCCGAGGGGAUGUAACCAUCGACCGGCGCCACCGGACUCACUUAACUAAGUACUCAUAUCCACCGGACCGUAGACUGAUGCCCACAGGUGUACCUGCUCAGAGCAUCACUCCCCAGUCUCUGCAAGGAAAGACACCAGAGGAGCUGACUCUGCUGCUGAUCAAACUGCGACGGCAGCAGGCAGAGCUCACCAGCCUCAGAGAACACACACUCGCUCAGCUAAUGCAACUAAACCUCGAGGCCAACAACCCCAAGAGUGAUAUACUCUCCCAUCACCUCCAGAGGAACCUCAUGUAUUUGGACAGCCAGAUGAAGGAGAAUGAGCCUGUAAUCUUCAUGAUUCACACUAUGAUUGAGAACUCUGCGCCCAGGCCUCAACUCUAUCAGCAAAUGAGUCCUGAGGAGUGCAGAGAUAAUACUUACAGCUACAGACCACAGGACAUUGAUACUGAUGCUAAGCUAAGCAGACUGUGUGAGCAGGACAAGGUUGUGCGCACACAGGAGGAUAAACUACAGCAACUCCACAGAGAGAAGCACACCCUGGAGACGGCUCUGUUGUCAGCCAGUCAGGAGAUAGAGAUGAGCUCUGAUAACCCGGCUGCAGUGCAGAGCGUCAUUCAGCAGAGAGAUGUUCUACAGAGCGGCCUGCUCAGCACCUGCAGAGAACUUGCCAGAGUGAAUGCUGAGUUGGACAGGUCUUGGAGAGAGUAUGAAAGACUGGAGGCAGAUGUCACACUGGCCAAAACCAACUUACUGGAGCAGUUGGAGGCUUUAGGAAUCCCUCAGACAGAACCUCCAAGUCAGCAACAUGUACGUAUUCAGAAGGAACUUUGGAGAAUUCAAGACGUGAUGGAAGCUCUUAACAAGAAUAAACCCAAGAGAAGUACAGACACAGCUGGUUUUCCUGGAGCCAAACCUUUGUCUAACCUAAAUAAGAGUGAGGAUGUAGAUUCUCUUCCUCCUCGGCCUCCUCUUCCACAGUCAUAUGAUGGGGGAGAUCACAUGCCCGUGCCCCCCCUGCCCUCUCCGGGUGGUGCGACACCCCACACAGCUCGCCCCACACCACACCGCCCUGAUGAACGCAAGACCGGCCAGAGGAAUGGCACUCAUGCCGGCCCAGACUACAGACUGUAUAAGAGUGAACCUGAGCUGACCACCGUGGCUGAAGUGGAUGAGAGCAAUGGGGAGGAAAAAUCAGAGCAGAACACAGAGAAAGAACCGGCCAGCGCUAAAGGUGUGUCACACCCUGUUGGAGUUGUGUCUCCCAGGACGAAGUCACCCAUGCCAGAAUCCUCCACCAUCGCCUCCUACGUCACCUUGAGAAAGAGCAAGAGGCCUGAUCCCAGAACAGACCGCCCCCACAGUGCAGUGGAACAUUUAUAUGGAGUUGAAGGUGGGAGAGUGAGAAUGAGUGUGGAAGAGCAGAUGGAGAGAAUGAGGAGACAUCAAGAAGGGGCACUGCGUGAGCGCAGGAGAGAUAUCCAUCCCAAUUCUGAGACCUCUCUCACUCACAGUCACUCUUUCAGCAAAGACAACCCCUACUAUACCCUGCAGACACGUAAGAGGGGCUCAGUGGUCUCCCCAGACAGUCAGGACGUGGUGCUGUCACCACAGGAAAUGGAGCUUGUGACUGAGCCAGCCAUGGCUGGGGAAAACAAGGAUACUGAAAGACUGCCCCUGGAGCGCUCUAACCUUGACAUGGAGGUUGCAUUGAGUCCUGACUGCAGUGUGGAUUCUAGGGCAGUAGAGGGCACUUGUCCAGAGCCAGUGGAACUGAAACAGGAGGAGGAAAGAGAUGAGGAGCAUAUUGAUAGACUAAAUACCAUAGACCACAUCAAGACUCUGCUUUGUGAGAACAGCCUGCAGACAGCAGUGCUGGUUAGAGUGGGAACUGAGGAAGAGGAUUAUGAGGAUGAUGAAGAUGACAAAACCACUGAACACAAGCAGGACCCAGAACAAAUUGUCAGCCUCUCAAAUGAGUUGGCAAUGAACAAUCUCUCUACUCCACCGCCAUCUCCACCUGCCUCCCCCUCUCCUCCCUCUCCUCCUCAACUUUCAGACGGCUCGCACUUCAUGUGUGUGUAGAACAAAGACCUGUGACAACAAUAAGGAGUGAUGAACGACGAAGCCUCAGAGGUCGAAGUGAGACCGUGCCUCAUAUUGCUC
This is a messenger RNA of Chanos chanos (milkfish), 4329 nucleotides long. RefSeq names its product pleckstrin homology domain containing, family A member 5 (gene plekha5). The coding region runs from base 1 to 4248 and encodes 1415 amino acids. Lineage: Eukaryota; Metazoa; Chordata; Actinopteri; Gonorynchiformes; Chanidae. Gene Ontology annotation, cellular component: cytosol. The record is from RefSeq and is a predicted model, not a curated record. The transcript is spliced from 30 exons. Gene Ontology annotation, molecular function: phosphatidylinositol-3,5-bisphosphate binding; phosphatidylinositol-3-phosphate binding; phosphatidylinositol-4-phosphate binding.